Brugia malayi is the source of this 2721-nucleotide messenger RNA. RefSeq names its product protein F10G7.2, putative (gene Bma-tsn-1). The coding region runs from base 1 to 2721 and encodes 906 amino acids. NCBI's taxonomy places the organism in Eukaryota, Metazoa, Nematoda, Chromadorea, Rhabditida, Onchocercidae. Gene Ontology annotation, molecular function: RNA binding; nuclease activity. The record is from RefSeq and is a predicted model, not a curated record. Gene Ontology annotation, biological process: regulatory ncRNA-mediated gene silencing; mRNA catabolic process. Gene Ontology annotation, cellular component: nucleus; cytosol; RISC complex. The transcript is spliced from 17 exons.
AUGUCGGAGCAACAAACCCAGCCACAACAAGCAUCAUCAUUGAAGCGAGGCUUGGUGAAACAAGUCCUAUGUGGUGAUGCUAUCGUUUUGCAGGGUCCACCAAUGAAUGGACCUCCGAAGGAGGUAACAGUUUAUUUGAGCAAUGUGAUUGCACCACGGCUGGCUAAAAGACCGACGGAUACUGAAUCCGGCAAGGAAGACGAGCCGUUUGCUUGGGAAUCAAGAGAAUUUCUGCGCAAAAAACUUAUUGGCCAGAAUGUUGUUUUUCGAUGCGAUUAUACGGCUACAUCAGGAAGAGAUCAUGGCCGGAUAUAUCUCGGUGGUACAAAUCUUGAAAAUUCGGAAAAUGUAACGGAGACAUGCGUAUCUGAAGGUUGGGUUGAAGUGAGACUAGGGCGUGUUACUGACGAAUAUAGCACAAAGCUAUUGGAGUUGCAAGAAGUUGCAAAAGCUGCGAAGAAAGGAAAAUGGGCAUUAGAGGAAGGAAACGCACAACAACAUGUGCGACAGGUGAAAUGGAUUAUAGAAAAUCCACGAGCUCUUGUUGAUACACUCAAGCAACAAAAGAUCAAAGCUAUUGUUGAGCAGGUACGAGAUGGUUCAACCAUCCGUGCCUUCUUAUUGCCUGAUUUCUAUUAUAUAACACUUAUGUUAUCAGGCAUUAAAGCACCAGCCAUACGUGCUGGAGCGGAUGGUCGAGCGGAAGACUAUGCUGAAGAAGCACGUUAUUUUGUAGAAUGUCGUUUGUUACAAAGAGAUGUAGAAAUUAUUCUGGAAGGUACUUCCAAUCAGAAUUUUGUUGGUUCCGUCAUACAUCCCAAAGGAAAUAUCGCUGAGCUGUUGCUUAAAGAAGGUUUUGCAAAAUGUGUCGAUUGGUCGAUUGCUUUGGCCACAUCAGGACCAGAAGUACUACGUGCAGCAGAAAAGAUAGCGAAAGAGAAAAGACUUCGUUUUUGGCGUGCUUAUCAACCUCCUAAUCAGUUGGAUAUCGACAAGAAAUCAUUUACCGCAAAAGUGAUUGAAAUUGUGAUGGGUGAUGCACUUGUUGUGCAAAAAGAAAAUGGUGAUGAAAUGAAGAUCUGGCUGUCUUCCGUAAGACCACCAAGGGAGGACAAUCGAGACACAGAAAACAAGAUUGGUCGACAGUUUCGACCAUUGUACGACAUUCCUUAUCUAUUUGAAGCUCGUGAAUUUUUACGUAAACGAUUGGUGGGCAAGAAAGUUCAGGUUACUAUUGAUUACGUACAAGGCAAAACAGAACAGUUCCCGGAGAAAAUUUGUUGCACCGUUAUGUCAGGAGGACUGAAUGUUGCCGAAGCGCUUGUUUCGAAGGGCCUGGCGAAGGUAAUACGAUACAGAAGUGAUGAUGACAAUAGAUCUUCCCAAUACGAUGCUUUAUUAGCUGCUGAAGCAAAAGCAGAAAAGAGCAAAAAGGGUCUAUUUGCCGACAAGGAACUGGGUGAUAAAGGCCCAGUUUUGAGGAUUCAAGAAUUGCAAGGAGACGCGCAGCGGUCGAAACAGUUCUUGCCUUAUUUACAAAGAUCGGGUCGAUCAGAGGGUAUUGUAGAAUUUAUCGCAUCUGGUAGUCGAGUACGCCUAUAUGUGCCUAAAGAAACGUGCCUUAUAACCUUUCUGUUUUCUGGUAUUGAUUGUCCCCGUGGUGCUCGUAUUGGUCCAGGUGGUAAAUUGAUUGGUGAAAAUGAACCGUUUGCCGAGGAAGCUGCUAAAUUUACACGUUCAAAAAUUAUGCAGCGUGAGGUAGAAGUAGAAGUGGAAGGUAUGGACAAGUCAGGAAGUUUCAUUGGCUAUAUGUUUGUACAAACUGAACAGGGUCUUUGUAACAUGAGUAUAGCGUUAGUAGAAAAUGGUCUAGCAAGUGUGCAUUUUACAGCUGAAAAAGGUGCAUAUUACUCUCAGCUUUGUGUUGCGGAAGAAAAAGCUAAGAAGGCAAAAUUAGGAAUAUGGGUGAAAUGGGUUGAUGAAGAAGCCAUUGUGCAAGCUGAAAUUGCUUCAGCAGAUGAGAAGAUGGAGCGUACAAUAAAUUAUCGGAAAGUAGUUGUUACCGAUGUGCAGAGAGGGAAUUUCAAAUUUGCUGCUCAAUCAGUGGAUGAUGGUCCAAAACUUGAAAAAAUGAUGAAAGAGUUACGUGAAGAGUUGAGGAAGAAACCACCAGUAGUUGGCGCAUAUGUACCACGACGUGGAGAUUUGUGCGUUGCACGGUUUUCUGCUGAUAAAUUAUGGUAUCGAGCGCGUGUUGAAGGAAUAAAAGGAAAAAGCAUCGAUAUUUUAUAUAUCGACUUUGGAAAUAGAGAAGUUGUUGACGUUACAUCAAUGGCUGCUUUACCAGCUGGUUAUGCAACACAACCAGCAGGUGCACGUGAAUACCAAAUGGCUUUCUUGCAAAUGCCUAACGAUGUUGACCAUGCGAAUAACUCGAAUAUAGCAUUUGAGCAAAUUCUAUUCUCAGUACCAUUCAUGUUUAUAAACAUUGAAUAUCGGAAUGGGGGAAUAGAAAACGUCACAGCAAUCAUUGAAACAUCUGAUGGUACGCGUACUGACGUUGCGAAAACACUUAUUGCAGAAGGACAUGCUCUGACAGAACAGAAACGAGAAAAAAGAUUCGCUUCAUUGAUUGCAGAAUAUCAAGAAACCGAGAAGAUUGCACGCCGUGAGCAUCGUAACAUUUGGGAAUAUGGUGAUUUUACCGGCAAUGAAUUAUAG